Messenger RNA from Drosophila nasuta, 2900 nucleotides. RefSeq lists its product as uncharacterized. The transcript has a single exon. The record is from RefSeq and is a predicted model, not a curated record. Bases 1526 to 2554 code for a protein of 342 amino acids. NCBI's taxonomy places the organism in Eukaryota, Metazoa, Arthropoda, Insecta, Diptera, Drosophilidae.
GAACACAAACACAAAGGCCUUGGCUGUAUGGAGGAUGGCUGCUGACGACGAUGAUAGUGAUGACAGAUGCAGGACGAAGACGACAACAUAAGGACGGCCAUACGCAUGCAGUAUGCGUGGGAGGAGCUGAGCAAUACAUUGACGAAAACAGACGCAAGACGAAGACAACGUGACCAGGGACGGGGACAGCGACGAUGACGACAGCACUUGUGAGUAACUAAACAAUAAUUUAGACAAAGCAAACAGAAUGAUAACGAUAACGAUAACGAUAAACGAUAAACAAAAAUAAAUAAGUAGCAACAACAAGAAGUACACACAUAUGUAACUGAAUGUAUGUAAUAAUAGCGUAAACGAGCCGCCGCAUAAUAUUGCGAAUUUAACUAAAUAACAAACAACAACGGAAAAAAUCACACACUCACACACUUUACUUUACCCAAAAAAAUUAAAUAGACAUAUUCAAUGCAGCUUCGUCUAGUUCGCUUUUAAAUUGUUCCAAGAGAGAAUUCGUUCUUUUUCUUAUUUGUGUUGUUGUUGUUGGUUGUUUGUUGUGGUUCUUCAGUCGAGAGAGAUAGAGAUCCUCGUAGACCCUUUUGUAUGUAUGUACACCUAUGGUUUAAUACUUUUUUUCUUUUGCCUAUUUACACAUAAAUAGUUGUUGUAAUGAAAUUUAGCGUUUUUGAAACGACAAUGAGAAAAGGAUAAUAUGAGUUUUGACUUAACAAUUUAGACAUUAAACAUUUCAAAUGUGCGCCGAAAUUUACAAUUAUCGUAAAUUAUUAUAUAUAUAUUUAAAUACAUACAUAUAUAAAACGAUUGUAAUUUCACGCAAAAACAAAAAAAAAAGUUCAUUCAAAGUACUGCAUAAUAAUUCUAGUUAAUAAUUGAGAAGAGAAAGCAUUCACACAGCAAACAAAACAAACACACACACACCACACCCACAAAAAAACACACACUACACAACCACAUGCAAACAAACAUCCAUACGUACAUAGUGAAGAAAGGGAAGUGAAAACAACAACAUUACGAGCAGCAUAAUAAUAAAUAUAUGAUUAUUAUAAUUUAUAUUAUUCCCAAAAUUAAAAAUAACAGCCAAACAAAAUUCCAUUAUGUGUCAUUGUGAUUGGAAAGCGGGGCAAAGAUUGCGGUGUUGGCAAGGAGUGGGGGGGCGUUGAUCGAUCCGAUUGUUUAAGAAUGCUUACACACUCGUUCAUUGAGUCAUGUGCAACUUUAAGGGCUGCACAAAUACUUGGAAAAACUUUUCACACAAACUACAUAUGAACUAUUAUGAUAAUUAAAAUAACAUAAAUAUUUAGAAUAUAAAAUAAUACAAACUAGUGUUUAUGCAUUAAGUGACUUUUAUUUAUCGAAAUAAAAUGCCCAUUAUUAACAGCAAUACAGGGUAUACAACAACAGAGUCAACUUGCACUUCAGCUGUUUGUGCAGCCCUGGCAGCGAUCAGCUGUUAUUAAAUCUCGGCGCCAAUCAAAAGGGAACGGAGCAAUUUAGUUUAUUACUUUUGUAAAAUAUGUAUAAACGUUUUAGAAAAUCAAAAGAGCAAAUAAUAAUUGCCGAAAAUAGCAGCAGUGAUGAAGAAAAAAAUGUCGAUGAAGUGAGCCAAAUUAUUGUGCGAAGACGUCCUGCAAAUAAUCAAAAAUAUGUGCCAAUCUGCCGCAGUAAAACUGAACGCCUCGAUGAUUCUCGUAUUUCAGAUGCGAGCACCGAUGGCGAGCAAGAGCAAGAGAAUAAACGCUGUUUAUUAAACUCGAACAGAUGUCGCGAUAAUUCCAAGGCGUUGCAUUUAACGCCUAGCAAUAAAUUCCAGCCACUAUCAGUGGCUAUUAGUGGCAAGAAGAUGUCACCAGUUUCAUUAUCAUCGUCGCCAACUCUAAACAACCUGAAGAAGUGUUCGCCGAAAACGCCGUCCGCUGUGGUUAUAAGUGUAAAAAAUAUAUCUCCAACUUCAUCAUCAUUAUCGACAACUCUAUGCAACCUUACGAAGUGUUCUCCGGGAACGCCUCCAACAGCUUGGCAUAGUUUGAGGCGCACACUUGCCACCUUGAAGCGUGAGCGAAGUGUGUUGCAAACCUCCAUUCUAGACGCUAGUUACGUUGACAGCACCCCGAGUCCAUCGCUGGAGUCGAACCUAUCCACAUUAAUUGCCAAGCAGCCCAUGCUACACAAUGCCAAAGUCUACUCAGCUCAGAAGAAACAUCGCUGUGUUAAAGGUGGAUAUUUACAGGAAUACAAGCGUCUUAUUCAAAAACAGCGCAUGGAUCGUCGCAGUCUGCAGCACAAUCAACGCCUGGGCAUCAGUCCAGGACAACGAGUUCAAGUGGUGGGUAUCAACGAAUCCUUUGGCGUGCACAUGGCGCGGGUUCAAGAGAUAGAAGGCGACGCAAACAACUUCAAUGUGAUUGUGGAUCGCCAGAUGGCAGCGAGAAUCGUUGUGGGAUCGAAUUUGGAACUUUACUUCGACCCCAAGGCGGAGGCACCGUUGCAGAUGUCGAAUAAACAGCUCGUCUAUAUAGAACCGAAUAAGUUAGUUUUAUUAUAGUGAUACUUAUGCUAAAUACUUUGUAAAUACAAAUAAAAGUAGGAAUAGUUGUUGAUCAUAAAUAAACAUAGCUAGCGUCGCUUUUUCUUUUCCAAUUUGCGUAUUUUGUGCAGGCGUCGCGCAUUUGCACUGUUUGGCGUAGGUUCAUCAAUGAGGCCCCGUCCUUCGUCCUCGUUAGCAUCUAAGGAUUCAUUGCCGCUCAUUAAAACUGCGGCCGAGAUGCAGACAAACUGAAAGAUUGCUCCGACGAAGAGACCAUAACGCACUAGCAUACUGAAUAGGUCUUCCUCGCCAUAUUUGUCCAAAGACGCUGCAACGCCCAAAUUUUCAGUCGACAUUUUAAAAA